GCCGUGCCCCUGGGGGGCCAGGAUGCUGAAGAAGCAGUGGGCGGGCCUGGUGCUGUGGGGCGCCAUCCUGUUCGUGGCCUGGAAUGCGCUGCUGCUGCUCUUCUUCUGGACGCGGCCCGCGCCCGGCCCGCCGGCGCCCGGCGCCCCGGCCCUGGACGGCGACCCGGCCGGCCUGACGCAGGAGCUGAUCCGCCUGGCGCAGGAGGCCGAGCAGGAGCUGGAGCAGCAGCGGCGGCUGCUGCGGCAGAUCCACGCGCACCAGGCGCGCCGGCGGCAGCGCCCGCGCGGCCGGGCCGCCGCCAGCCCGGGCCCGGCCCCGGCGCUGCCCUUGCCCGCCGCCAGCGCGCCCCCCGCCAGCGCCGGCGCCUUUGUGCUGCCCGUGCUGGUGAUCGCCUGCGACCGCAGCAGCGUGCGGCGCUGCCUGGACAAGCUGCUGCAGUACCGGCCGUCGGCCGAGCGCUUCCCCAUCAUCGUGAGCCAGGACUGCGGCCACGAGGAGACGGCGCGCGUGAUCGCCUCCUACGGCCGCGCCGUCACGCACCUGCGCCAGCCCGACCUGAGCGCCGUGGCCGUGCCGGCCGAGCACCGCAAGUUCCAGGGCUACUACCGCAUCGCGCGCCACUACCGCUGGGCGCUCGGCCAGGUGUUCGGCGGCCUGCGCCACGCGGCUGCCGUGGUGGUGGAGGACGACCUGGAGGUGGCCCCCGACUUCUUCGAGUACUUCCAGGCCACCUACCCGCUGCUGCGCGCCGACCCGUCGCUCUGGUGCGUGUCGGCCUGGCACGACAACGGCAAGGAGCACAUGGUGGACGCCGGCCGGCCCGAGCUGCUCUACCGCACCGACUUCUUCCCGGGCCUCGGCUGGCUGCUGCUGGCCGAGCUCUGGGCCGAGCUGGAGCCCAAGUGGCCGGCCGCCUUCUGGGACGACUGGAUGCGGCGGCCCGAGCAGCGGCGCGGCCGGGCCUGCGUGCGGCCCGAGGUGUCGCGGACGCUGACCUUCGGCCGGCGCGGCGUGAGCCACGGCCAGUUCUUCGACCAGCACCUCAAGUUCAUCAAGCUCAACCAGCGCUUCGUGCCCUUCACGCAGCUCGACCUGUCCUACCUGCGGCGCGAGGCCUACGACCGCGCCUUCCUGGCCCGCGUCUACGGCGCGCCGCCGCUGCCCGUGGACGCCGUGCGCGCCGGCGAGCGCCAGGACCUGGGCGAGGUGCGCGUGCAGUACAGCAGCCGCGACAGCUUCAAGGCCUUCGCCAAGGCCCUGGGCGUCAUGGACGACCUCAAGUCCGGGGUGCCCCGCGCCGGCUACCGUGGCAUCGUCAGCUUCCUCUUCCGCGGCCGCCGCGUGCACCUGGCGCCCCCGCAGACCUGGACGGGCUACGACCCCACCUGGAACUAG
Molecule: messenger RNA, 1396 nt
Organism: Suncus etruscus (white-toothed pygmy shrew)
Lineage: Eukaryota; Metazoa; Chordata; Mammalia; Eulipotyphla; Soricidae
Gene: MGAT1
Product: alpha-1,3-mannosyl-glycoprotein 2-beta-N-acetylglucosaminyltransferase
Exons: 1
Coding region: 23-1396 (457 amino acids)
Biological process (GO): protein N-linked glycosylation
Cellular component (GO): Golgi apparatus
Molecular function (GO): alpha-1,3-mannosylglycoprotein 2-beta-N-acetylglucosaminyltransferase activity
Source: RefSeq, a predicted model, not a curated record